AUGUUAUAAAUCAGUUUCUUUAUAAGCGGUUUAUUUAGAUAAAUUUAGUUAUACUGACAUGAUUCACUAAUUUUCUAAAAUAUAAAUGGUUCAGCUCUCAGUUAUUUUUAAACUAAUGACCUGUGUUAUACUUAUUAUUUUUAAUGGGCUUUUAUGAUGUUUUAGGUUUUUUUGAAUCCCAUGUCCUUCAAGUGCUUUCCAACUUUGAGAGGAAGAAAUUGACCACCUGGACUAUGGAACUGAAUAUAAAUAGUUUCUGGAAAGGACACUGUCAACUUCAAAGCAAAAUGAAGUUCUUUUUGUUGCUUUUAACCAUUGGGUUCUGCUGGGCUCAGUAUUCCCCAAAUACGCAACAAGGACGGACAUCUAUUGUUCAUCUGUUUGAAUGGCGGUGGGUUGAUAUUGCUCUUGAAUGUGAGCGAUAUUUAGCACCCAAGGGAUUUGGAGGGGUUCAGAUCUCUCCACCAAAUGAAAAUGUUGCAAUUCACAACCCUUUCAGACCUUGGUGGGAAAGAUACCAACCAGUUAGCUAUAAAUUAUGCACAAGAUCUGGAAAUGAAGAUGAAUUUAGAAACAUGGUGACUAGAUGCAACAAUGUUGGGGUUCAUAUUUAUGUGGAUGCUGUAAUUAAUCAUAUGUGUGGUAAUGGUGUGAGUGCAGGAACAAGCAGUACCUGUGGAAGUUACUUCAACCCUGGAAGUAGGGACUUUCCAGCAGUCCCAUAUUCUGGAUGGGAUUUUAAUGAUGGUAAAUGUAAAACUGGAAGUGGAGAUAUCGAGAACUACAAUGAUGCUACUCAGGUCAGAGAUUGUCGUCUGGUUGGUCUUCUUGAUCUUGCACUGGAGAAAGAUUAUGUGCGUUCCGAGAUUGCCGAAUAUAUGAACCAUCUCAUUGACAUUGGUGUUGCAGGGUUCAGACUUGAUGCUUCCAAGCACAUGUGGCCUGGAGACAUAAAGGCAAUUUUGGACGGACUGCAUAAUCUAAACAGUAGCUGGUUCCCUGAAGGAAGUAAACCUUUCAUUUACCAGGAGAUAAUUGAUCUGGGUGGUGAGCCAAUUAAAAGCAGUGACUACUUUGGAAAUGGCCGGGUGACAGAAUUCAAGUAUGGUGCAAAACUCGGCACAGUUAUUCGCAAGUGGAAUGGAGAGAAGAUGUCUUACUUAAAGAACUGGGGAGAAGGUUGGGGUUUCAUGCCUUCUGACAGAGCACUUGUCUUUGUGGAUAACCAUGACAAUCAACGAGGACAUGGGGCUGGAGGAGGCUCUAUUCUUACCUUCUGGGAUGCCAGGCUGUAUAAAAUGGCAGUUGGAUUUAUGCUUGCUCAUCCAUAUGGAUUUACACGAGUAAUGUCAAGCUACCGUUGGCCAAGACAGUUUGAAAAUGGAAAAGAUGUUAAUGAUUGGGUUGGGCCACCAAAUGAUAAUGGAGUAACUAAAGAAGUUACUAUUAAUCCAGACACUACUUGUGGCAAUGACUGGGUCUGUGAACAUCGAUGGCGCCAAAUAAGGAACAUGGUUGCUUUCCGCAAUGUAGUGGAUGGCCAGCCUUUUACAAACUGGUAUGAUAAUGGGAGCAACCAAGUGGCUUUUGGGAGAGGAAACAGAGGAUUCAUUGUUUUCAACAAUGAUGACUGGUCAUUUUCUUUAACUUUGCAAACUGGUCUUCCUGCUGGCACAUACUGUGAUGUCAUUUCUGGAGAUAAAAUUGAUGGCAAUUGCACAGGCAUUAAAAUCUACGUUUCUGAUGAUGGCAAAGCUCAUUUUUCUGUUAGUAACUCUGCUGAAGAUCCAUUUAUUGCAAUCCAUGCUGAAUCUAAAUUAUAAAAUUUAAAAUUAAAUGCAUAUCCUCAAAACAAUA
Molecule: messenger RNA, 1857 nt
Organism: Nomascus leucogenys (northern white-cheeked gibbon)
Lineage: Eukaryota; Metazoa; Chordata; Mammalia; Primates; Hylobatidae
Product: alpha-amylase 2B
Biological process (GO): carbohydrate metabolic process
Molecular function (GO): cation binding; alpha-amylase activity
Source: RefSeq, a predicted model, not a curated record